AUGGCAGCACAUGCAGGAGAUAAGCGUGGUCUUGAACAUUUAGACGAAUAUGAACCUAAACCAGCAAAACAGCAACGGACUCUUCACGAUCGCAUGACGGAGAAGCGGCUCGUUGUUGUCUUGGAAGGAGCAACGCUAGAGACAGUGAAGGUUGGUAAAACGUUUGAGUUGCUCAACUGUGAUCAACACAAAAAUUUGAUUGUAAAGAAUGGAAGAGACCCGGGCAAAGUUCGUCCUGAUAUCACACACCAGUGUUUGCUGAUGUUAAUGGACAGUCCAUUGAACAGAGCCGGGCUUCUGCAAGUGUAUAUCCACACGGAGAAAAAUGUUCUUAUAGAAAUCAACCCUCAGACCCGUAUUCCACGGACCUUCCCUCGCUUCUGCGGCCUUAUGGUUCAGCUCUUGCACAAGAUGAGCGUUAGAGCCGCUGACGGACCCCAGCGUUUGCUGAGACUAAUUAAAAACCCGGUGUCGGACCACCUGCCGCCCGGCUGCCCUCGGAUCAGCACAUCAUUUUCCGCGGGCGACGCAGUCUGUCCCCGAACUGUCGUUCCUAAAGACGGACCUGCCGCCGUGGUCAUCGGAGCAUUUGCACACGGUUCGGUGGACGUAGACUACACAGAGAAAACAGUGUCUGUCAGUAACUAUCCGCUGUCUGCUGCACUGACGUGUGCCAAAAUAUGUUCGGCUUUCGAGGAAGUCUGGGGUGUAUUGUGAUGAAGAACGGAAUAUUCCAUCACAUCCGUUUUUUUUUUCUUGUUUUUGUUUUUUUUUUUCUUUUUACGUGGAGAAGAAUUACAACGAAACACUCUAAUGGACUCUCCUUCACACCCAGGUUCUGCUUCAGUGUUCUGAAGUGGCUUCUUUUGUCUGCAGACUUAACCCACGUGUGAAGCGGUCCACAUAAAAUGAACAGUUGGUGUGAACAAU
This is a messenger RNA of Chanos chanos (milkfish), 930 nucleotides long. It is a transcript of the gene emg1, whose product is annotated as EMG1 N1-specific pseudouridine methyltransferase. Gene Ontology annotation, biological process: rRNA base methylation. The coding region runs from base 1 to 717 and encodes 238 amino acids. The record is from RefSeq and is a predicted model, not a curated record. Gene Ontology annotation, cellular component: nucleus; small-subunit processome. Gene Ontology annotation, molecular function: rRNA (pseudouridine) methyltransferase activity; rRNA binding. The transcript has 5 exons. Lineage: Eukaryota; Metazoa; Chordata; Actinopteri; Gonorynchiformes; Chanidae.